Molecule: messenger RNA, 315 nt
Organism: Bombyx mori (domestic silkworm)
Lineage: Eukaryota; Metazoa; Arthropoda; Insecta; Lepidoptera; Bombycidae
Product: chorion class A protein L12-like
Exons: 2
Coding region: 1-315 (104 amino acids)
Biological process (GO): multicellular organism development; chorion-containing eggshell formation
Cellular component (GO): egg chorion
Molecular function (GO): structural constituent of egg chorion
Source: RefSeq, a predicted model, not a curated record
AUGUCUUCUACUUUCACUUUCUUCAUCCUCUGUGUGCAGGCUUGCCUCAUCCAAGUGAGCUGGAAUGGACUCGGUGCUGGGUGGAACGGAAUCGACGGAGAAUACGGCGCCGGUUGUGGCUCAUAUGGCGGCGAGGGAAUCGGCAACGUGGGUGUUGCCGGUGAGCUGCCCGUCGCUGGUACCACCGCUAUCAUUGGUCGCGUGCCCAUCAUCGGUGCCGUCGAGUACGGAGGUCAGGCCUGCGCCGUUGGUACCGUCUCUAUCUACGGACACUGCGCACCCAUCUGCGGAUGCGGCCGCAGCACAAUCUACUAA